UGGCCGGUGCGAAGCGGGUGGUGAUCAACAUUCAACAGUACCUCAUCAUCAUAUUUUACUUCAUAGGAUAGAUCAUUUUUAGGUAAAAAUAAUAGUUAAAAACAUGCCAACGGUUCCAGUGGAGCGAGAUCAACUCUUCAAGCUUUUGGGAAAAGAAUAUACUGAUGAAGAAUUUGAUGAACUAUGUUUUGAUUUUGGAAUUGAACUUGAUGAAGUGACAUCAGAGAAGGGAAUUAUCGCUAAAGAACAGGGUGAGGACAAAGCUGAAACUGCUUCAGACAAAGUAAUUUACAAAAUCGAUGUCCCAGCUAAUAGAUAUGAUAUACUGUGUAUUGAAGGACUAUCCAGAAGCUUAUUAGUGUUUUUACAGAAAAUUAAAGCACCAAGAUAUAAUCUCUCAAAACCCGAUGGCCCUUUGCAAAGGCUUGUCAUAUCUAAACAGACUGCCCAGGUGCGUCCAUACUGUGUUGCUGCUGUCCUGAGAGAUAUCACACUUACACAGGAAGCUUACAACAGCUUCAUUGAACUACAAGACAAACUGCAUCAGAACAUUUGCCGUAAACGAUCAUUAGUUGCUAUUGGGACCCAUGACUUGGACACAAUGAAAGGACCUUUUCUGUAUGAUGCAAGAUCACCAGGGGAUAUCAAGUUUGUACCUUUAAACAAGGAGAAAGAAUACACAGCUGUUGAGCUGAUGGAUCUUUACCAGAGUGAUAACCAACUGAAACACUAUCUACAUAUUAUAAAAGAUAAACCAGUGUAUCCGAUCAUUUACGACAGCAACGGUGUUGUUCUUUCAAUGCCACCCAUUAUAAACGGAAAUCAUACCAAGAUAACCUUGAAUACAAAGAAUAUUUUUAUUGAAAGUACGGCCACGGAUCUACGGAAGGCUGAAAUUGUUUUGGAUACUUUAGUUACAAUGUUCAGUGUUUACUGCAGAAAGAAGUUCGUUGUGGAACCGGUAGAAGUUGAACGACCGGAUGGAAGUGUUGUUUUAUACCCUAAACUGAAUUAUAGACAUGAAACUAUCUCGGUUGAGGAAACUAACAUAAAAGUGGGAAUCCAAGAAAGUGCCGAGCGAAUAGCAGAUCUUUUAACGAAGAUGUGUUUGAACAGUGAAGUGAAAGAAAACGGGAAAACUAUUGAUGUGGAAAUACCUCCAACAAGGGCUGAUGUAAUUCAUGCUUGUGAUAUAAUGGAAGAUGUGGCUAUUGCAUAUGGUUACAAUAAUAUAGAAGAAACUAUCCCAAAGUCAAUGACAAUUGCAAAUCAAUUUCCUUUAAACAAGUUAUGUGAUUUAUUGAAAGCCGAAGUUGUUCAAGCUGGUUAUACAGAGGCGUUAACCUUUGCAUUGUGCUCUCGAGAUGACGUUGCAGAUAAACUGAACAAAAGUUUUGAAUCGACAAAAGCAGUAGAAAUAUCGAACCCAAAGACACAGGAAUUCCAAGUUGUUAGGACAACCCUUCUACCCGGAGUUCUGAAGACAAUCAGCGCGAACAGAAAGAUGCCACUACCGUUAAAACUAUUUGAAAUCUCCGAUAUUGUUCUUCAAGAUGGUGGAAAAGAUGUUGGUGCCAGAAAUCAUCGUCGAAUCUGUGCAGUAAAUUACAAUAAAACCCCAGGCUUUGAGGUAGUCCAUGGUCUUCUAGAUAGAAUAAUGCAAUUGUUGGAAGUUAAACCUAGCAAGAAUGAGACAGAAAAAGGUUAUUAUAUCAAGGCAACUGAAGAUUCAGCUUUCUUCCCAGGCCGCUGCGCGGAAGUGCUGUACUCAGGCAAAUCAAUUGGAGUGAUGGGCGUCUUGCAUCCGACAGUACUGAACAAGUUUGAUUUAAAUAACCCAUGCGCUGCACUUGAAAUCGAUUUAGAGCCAUUCCUGUAAUUUAUCUCAGAAUUAUAUUAAUUGAUGUAGAAAUAAUAUUAAUACAAAUAUUGCUGUUUGAACAUAAUCUUAGCAUGGAUAAUAAAUAAAUUUUAUUUCUAAU
Dendronephthya gigantea is the source of this 1982-nucleotide messenger RNA. RefSeq names its product phenylalanine--tRNA ligase beta subunit-like. The transcript has 21 exons. Gene Ontology annotation, biological process: phenylalanyl-tRNA aminoacylation. Bases 104 to 1879 code for a protein of 591 amino acids. Gene Ontology annotation, molecular function: phenylalanine-tRNA ligase activity; RNA binding; magnesium ion binding. The record is from RefSeq and is a predicted model, not a curated record. NCBI's taxonomy places the organism in Eukaryota, Metazoa, Cnidaria, Anthozoa, Malacalcyonacea, Nephtheidae. Gene Ontology annotation, cellular component: phenylalanine-tRNA ligase complex; cytoplasm.